AUGGAUGAGGUUCAAAAGAUCUACAAACAUGAAAUUGAUGAAAGUAUGAAAAAUGCAGAAACUGCUAUUGAUUUUUGGGAUACCAUUAAGGCCAGCCUUCAAGAGUCAUCAAAUGUUUAUAUUAUUAUGAUUGGAGCUUAUAGAUAUGGUGCUAACUCUGCAGGACUUUCAACUCCUGUCACAAUACCAUCAGAUAACAGCAAAGGUCUUUUUGACAUCAAUUUUACUAAUGAUGAGCUAGAGAACUAUGUUGAAAUUUUUUGCAAUAAGCACUUCAAACUAUUAAAUAAUCACAAUAGUCUUACUAACAUCAUCUCAGAAUUUAGUAAAUAUAUUCAAAAAGCAACGGCAGGACAUGUGGGUUUAGUUCGUCACAUAUUACAUCAUACAAAAAAUGCAAUGGAGUGGCGAAUUCGUGAUAAUGUGUUGACUUGGAAAGAUAUAUUUGCAUACCUAAAUUCAAAUAAGUUCAAUUUAACCAUUGAUGAAUGCCAUGCUUCACCCAGAGUCAAAAACCUUUCUGUUGAGCAAUUGGAAAUAUGCGAAAUAAAAUCUGGAAUUCUUGUGGUUAAUGACAGAGAUCUAUAUUUUUCAGCACCUCUUAUUAUGCGAUCAUUUUUCCAGCAAUGUUAUGGAAGCCACAAUAGUACUGAAAUUACCCCUUCAUCAUUAUAUCAUUUUAUUGUGAAAAUUUUCACAGCAAUAUGUAAUGGACAAAGUGGAAAAAUCUUAAGAGAAACACUUGGAUUUGGAAUUGAUGGAAACCUUCUGGGACAAACAUUGCAGAAAGAAUUUUAUAGAGUCGGAACACAAGUGUUAGGGAAGAAUCAUUUUCUAUCAUGUGAUGUGGGAGCAGUUUUUGGAUGCGAUGGAUAUAUAGAUUUUUAUGUGGAUAAGUUAGAAUGGGCAAUAGAGCUCUUGAGAGAUGGUAAGGACAUGACCAAGCAUAGUAGGAGAUUUGAACCUGUAGGUAAAUAUAAAGAGAUUGUUAGAUAUGCAAAGAGUAUAGCUAUUAUCGAUAUUCGUAAUGAAAAAAAAAAAGGUUCGAAAACUGCAUAA
Messenger RNA from Entrophospora candida, 1059 nucleotides. NCBI's taxonomy places the organism in Eukaryota, Fungi, Glomeromycota, Glomeromycetes, Entrophosporales, Entrophosporaceae. The record is from the annotation of a GenBank genome assembly.